Phragmites australis (common reed) is the source of this 538-nucleotide messenger RNA. RefSeq lists its product as uncharacterized. The transcript is spliced from 4 exons. Gene Ontology annotation, biological process: transposition. The record is from RefSeq and is a predicted model, not a curated record. NCBI's taxonomy places the organism in Eukaryota, Viridiplantae, Streptophyta, Magnoliopsida, Poales, Poaceae. The coding region runs from base 17 to 538 and encodes 173 amino acids.
GGAUGGAUACACAUCGAUGGCAAAGGAGGUCCACGGCCCAGACUUUGAUCCGAGCGAGCAUGAUCUUGAUGGGGAAGUGGUUAUGAGGGCGGGAGGAGGCAAGAAACAUGGCCGGUUCUGGAUUGGCGACGGCAGACUCGAUACGGCCACCACUCCCUCUCUCUCUCAGCUUAGAGCUCAGAGCACGAGCUCAGGUCCGGGUAUACGCCCUCGCCCAGAGCCUACACGGAUUGCGAUGAACGAAAUCCAGGCCCAGCUGGAUGAAGAAAGGAGGCUCCGGCACGAAUUAGAGAGAUCGUUCGAGGAGAGGAUGGCGGCAGAACGAUCCCAGUGGUACGCGAUGAUGACGCCCCUUUAUGCUGCCUGCAAUGGGCCAAACUCCACCACCGAUGCCAACCCCUUCUCGUCCACUUGCUCCACAGGCUCCACACACUCCUUAUCCAUCAGAGGGAUCGAAUACGCCUGGAGCUGGAGGUUCGCACUUUGGUACUCCAUCUCACUUUGCUGGUCCAUCAAUUGCUUCUGUUGUGAUCAAUGA